Messenger RNA from Nestor notabilis (Kea), 581 nucleotides. Its product is annotated as epidermal growth factor-like protein 6. The transcript has 5 exons. The annotation marks the transcript as partial. Gene Ontology annotation, molecular function: calcium ion binding. The record is from RefSeq and is a predicted model, not a curated record. NCBI's taxonomy places the organism in Eukaryota, Metazoa, Chordata, Aves, Psittaciformes, Psittacidae.
CUCAACAGCUCGUGCGCAACUGGUGGCUGUGAGCCAGCCUGGCGUGUGUCGCUAUGGUUCUAGGUUGGAUUGCUGUUAUGGCUGGAAAAAGAACAACAAGAGCCAAUGUGAAGCUAUCUGUGGACAUGGUUGCAAGUACGGCGAGUGCAUGGGACCAAACAAAUGUAAAUGUAUCCUUGGAUUUACCGGGAAAAGCUGUAAUCAAGAUCUGAACGAAUGUGGACUGAAACCACGUCCCUGUGAGCACAGAUGUAUGAAUACACAUGGCAGCUACAAGUGCUAUUGUCCCAACGGGUACAUGCUUUUGCCAGAUGGCACAUGUGCAAGUUCUAGAACAUGUGCCAUGGUGAACUGCCAAUAUGGAUGUGAAGAAGUCAAAGGAGAGGUGCAGUGUCUUUGUCCAUCAGGUGGCCUUCAGUUGGGACCAAAUGGAAGGACAUGCAUUGAUAUUGAUGAAUGCUCCACUGGCAAAGCUGUCUGCUCUUACAACCGCAGAUGCAUCAACACGUUUGGAAGCUACUACUGCAAGUGCCAGCUUGGUUAUGAACUGAAAUACGUCAGUGGCCAUUAUGACUGUGUAG